AUGUAUUCUAGCGUCGCCGGCGUUAUCCACAAAAACUUCUCCGACGUCAACGGCAUCGACCACAGCAUCAACGACAUCAACCACAUUGGCCACAUUAACGACAACCACAACGACCACAACAUGAACACCAACUUCAACAACCAAACGACAUCCUACAUCUUCAACGACAGCACGACAAACAUCAGCAACAUGACGGAGCUCAACAACCAUUUCACAACGAUCAUCUACAACGUUGUCACCCACGCUUUGUUCUACAGCAUCUCAAUCAUUGGCAUCUUAGGCAAUAUUAAAGUAAGCCUGAUUUUGCUGUUCAAAUGUUUUGUAGAAUUUCAAAAACAAUUGAAACAGCAGAUAUUUGGUAGCAGGUGCAUGUAA
Helobdella robusta is the source of this 375-nucleotide messenger RNA. RefSeq lists its product as hypothetical. Lineage: Eukaryota; Metazoa; Annelida; Clitellata; Rhynchobdellida; Glossiphoniidae. The coding region runs from base 1 to 375 and encodes 124 amino acids. The transcript has 2 exons. The record is from RefSeq and is a predicted model, not a curated record.